AUGAAAAUUUUUGUACAAGCGGUCUUUAAAUGUCAAAGAUGUACUUUUAAUACUAAUACUAUUUUAAAUAUUGAAGAACAAAGACACGUAGAAACAAAUUAUAAUACGGAACUUUUAAAGGGCUUUUUAGAAAACAAUGAAAUGAAAGAAUUUUUAAAGCGUUUACAGCCCCAAUUUGAUUUUCUUACUGACGACGAUAUUACAAAUCCUCUAGUAAGUAAAAAUGUUAAAACAUUACUUUUUGAGAUAGAUAUAGUUAAUGGUUAUUUACAAUGCGAGGGCUGUAAACUUAUAUAUCCUAUUAGAGAUUCUAUAUUAGAUACAGUAGAUUGUAUUGAACAGUAA
This is a messenger RNA of Vairimorpha ceranae, 345 nucleotides long. Its product is annotated as methyltransferase mtq2-trm112. The transcript has a single exon. NCBI's taxonomy places the organism in Eukaryota, Fungi, Microsporidia, Nosematidae. The record is from RefSeq and is a predicted model, not a curated record. Bases 1 to 345 code for a protein of 114 amino acids.